AUGGCGAAUUCAGUUGAUAUAAGCCCUCAAAUGGACAACCAACUCCUCGAGCCUACAUAUACUGACGAGGCUUCUAAGGGAGAUAAAAAAAAGAAUAAGAAGAAAGUAAAGAAAGAAGAAAAGCCCGGAAAAGAGGAGAUAAAAGAUAAAAAAGUGGCUAAGCACUUGGCAAAAAUCAAAGAGGAGGUUGCAAAGAGGAAAGAGGAGGUAGAAAGAAUUAAAAAGAAGGAAGAAGAGGAGGAGCGGCUUUAUCAGCAGCAUUUAAAGGAUCUAGAAGAAAAAGAAAGACUUGAGAAGGAGAAAAAGGAGAGGAAAAAGAUUAAGGAACGAGAACGUAAACAGCGCCUCAAGGCUGAAGGAAAACUACUAACCGACAAACAAAGAGAAGACCGCCGCAAAGUGAUGGAAAUGCUUCAAGCAAACCAAGGGACACUUGAUGAUACGCAUAAAGAUGCGGCUAAAAAACCCGUUUAUUCAAAAUUACAUAAGCGAAAGCCAAAAGAAGAAAUUAUUGAGCACACAGAAAACGCAUUAUUGGAACAGGAGCAGUCUUCUUCUGGUGAGGAAGCUUGUUUUGACAAUUGGGAAGAAUUGGUCGAAUCCAUUAAAGAUUCAAAAAAUGGAAAUGAUGAUAUUUGUGACGGUAUUAAACUUCAUGGGUGUGAACGGCCUGAGGGUUUUGGGCACAAUGAGUCCGUUUUAUCCGAAGAGGAAAAGCGUUCGAUGAUCGUUGCAGCAAAAGAACGCUUAAGGUUACGUCAUUUGGAAUUUGAGGCAGCACGUUCUACUGAUAAACUUCGGUCGGGUGUAAUUUGUGUGCUUGGCCAUGUAGAUACAGGAAAAACGAAAAUUCUGGACAAAUUACGUGGUUCAAAUGUUCAAAAUCGAGAGGCAGGUGGAAUCACACAACAAAUCGGUGCAACCAACGUUCCAAAAGAAAAUAUCUGCUCAGCAACGCGAAUGUGCACUUAUUUUGAUUCCAAGAAAAUGAAGCUUCCUGGACUUCUUAUAAUCGAUACUCCUGGUCACGAGUCCUUCAGUAAUCUUCGCAUCCGCGGCUCCUCAUUGUGUGAUUUAGCGAUUCUUGUUGUUGAUCUAAUGCAUGGAUUAGAGGAACAGACAAAGGAAUCUAUCAAAAUUCUGAGGUCUCGCAAAAUUCCGUUUAUCGUAGCCCUAAAUAAAAUCGACCGCCUUUAUGAGUGGAGGUCCGAACCUGACCAGUUUGUUGAAAAAACUUUAUCAGAACAGAGUAUGAUGGCAAAAAACCAAUUCGAUGAUCAUUACAAAAAGGUUGUUCAAGACUUUGCUUUGAUGGAAGUAAAU
Messenger RNA from Protopolystoma xenopodis, 1323 nucleotides. Lineage: Eukaryota; Metazoa; Platyhelminthes; Monogenea; Polystomatidea; Polystomatidae. The record is from the annotation of a GenBank genome assembly.